Scatophagus argus is the source of this 6398-nucleotide messenger RNA. RefSeq names its product BTB (POZ) domain containing 7 (gene btbd7). Gene Ontology annotation, molecular function: protein binding. Lineage: Eukaryota; Metazoa; Chordata; Actinopteri; Scatophagidae. The coding region runs from base 511 to 3876 and encodes 1121 amino acids. Gene Ontology annotation, biological process: morphogenesis of a branching epithelium. The record is from RefSeq and is a predicted model, not a curated record. The transcript has 11 exons.
UUAUUCUGGUUCGCUUGAAAUGGUUUGCGUUGGGAUAGGCCAGAACAGCCACCCAAAAAGGCGUUGUGCCACUAUGGGGAAAUACCGAACCGAACCGAGAAUUAAAACGGUUUGGGUUUAGUUUUCAGUCAAAGUAAAUGUUAGAAAUUCGCCGGAAAGUCGAUGCAAGUGGAAAUUAUCGCAUAUUAGGGAUUAAAUGUGGACGUUGACGUCGAGCCGUGCGUAAUGAGCAGAGUUGGAAAAAGAAGGUGUUGAGCUGCAUUUUUUUUUUCUCUCUCUGCCAGGGACAACUUGGUUCGGAGUACUGCUUAAACUAGGAGCUGAUACGAAGAAAAAUAAUGCCCAUGAAGGUCUCCACUUUCCGGCAUGACAGGCUGGGCCCGGGGCUCUGAGGACGCUUCAGAGGAUCCGUGCACGACCCACGACUGAGGAUUGAGAGGAAUACGUUGUCUGAGCAGAAUGACUCAGCAAGAGGGGGGACCCCCAGAUAGCAAGUGAAGAGAAGUGAGAAUGGGUGCCAAUGGAUCCAGCUAUCCACACUCAUGCUCCCCACGCAUAGGGGGAAAUGCACAGACACAGCAGACUUUUAUAGGGACAUCAUCCUACUCUCAGCAGGGAUAUGGCUGGGAGUCUAAGCUAUACAGCCUGGAGCACGGCCAUGAGAGGCCCACAGACAGGAAGAAGAAGAGCCUUGGCCUGGCAACACUUAAACGCAGGUUCAUCAAAAGGAGGAAGUCCAGCCGCUCAGCAGAUCAUGCACGGCAGAUGCGGGAGCUUUUGUCAGGGUGGGAUGUCCGUGACACAAACGCUCUGGUGGAGGAAUACGAGGGCACCGCAGCCCUCAAGGAGCUGAGCUUCCAGGCCAGCCUGGCACGUGCUGAGGCACCCAGCUUGCAGAGGGAUCUGGCUGCCCUUUACCAGCAUAAGUACUGCACUGAUGUGGACCUCAUCUUCCAAGGUACUUGCUUCCCAGCUCACCGGGCUAUCCUGGCUGCCCGCUGCCCCUUUUUCAAGACUCUGCUUUCCUCCUCCCCUGGCUAUGGAGCAGAGGUUCUCAUGGACAUUGAGACAGCAGGCAUUGAUGUGCCCAUGUUCUCUGCCCUGCUUCACUACCUGUACACUGGGGAGUUUGGGGUGGGCGGAGCAGAAGAUACCAGGCUACAGAAUGUGGAUGUGCUGGUGCAACUCAGUGAGGAGUUUGGUACACCCAACUCAUUGGAGGCUGAUAUGAAGGGCCUGUUUGACUAUAUGUGUUACUAUGAUGCUCUGCUCAGCUUUUCUUCAGACUCUGAGAUGAUAGAAAGCUGUAAUGAGCGAGGAGCUGUGGCUGCAGCACCAACUGGGGGCUCGGGAGGCAGCGGGUGCCCCGGAACCCCAGAUGAAGACCUUAGGGCUCAUAAAGCUAUCCUCUCUGCACGUUCUCCUUUCUUUAGGAACCUUUUGCAGAGACGCAUUCGCACAGGCGAGGAAAUGACGGAGCGCACAUUGCAGACUCCCACCCGCAUAGUUCUGGAUGAGUCCAUCAUCCCACGGAAAUAUGUACAGGUUAUUCUCCAUUGCAUGUACACUGAUGUGGUGGAGCUUGGGCUGGUCUUGCGAGGUAGCCCCUCAGCGGGCAGCCUCGGAGAGGUACAGGCCCUUGUGUCUGGGGGCCGCGGAGCCAGCACACGCACCGAGGAGGCCAUGGAGCUGUAUCAUAUCGCCCUUUUCUUGGAGUUCAGUAUGCUGGCUCAAGGCUGCGAGGACAUUGUUGUGGAAAGUCUGUCCCUUGACUCACUCGUCCCCAUCUUGAAGUGGAGCUCUCAGCCGUACGGCUCCAAGUGGGUCCACAGACAGGCCAUGCACUUCCUCUGCGAGGAGUUCAGUCAGGUUGUCACCUCAGAUGUUCUCUACGAGCUUAGCAAGGAGCACCUUCUCAGUGCUAUUCAGUCUGACUACCUACAGGCGAGUGAACAGGACAUUCUCAAGUAUGUUGUUAAGUGGGGCGAACAGCAGCUUAUUAAGAGGAUGGCAGACAGGGAGCCCAACCUGUUGAGCGGCACAGCCCACAGCGUAAACAAGAGGGGGGUGAAACGGAGAGACUUGGAUGUGGAGGAGCUGAAGGAGAUCCUGUCUCCCCUCCUGCCCUUCAUCAGAACUGAGCACAUCUUACCUCCCAACAGUGACGUCCUAGCUGACGCGCUUAAAAGGGGUUUGAUAAGCACCCCUCCCUCAGACAUGCUGCCCACAGCUGAGGGAGGAAAAGCCAAUGCCUGGUUAAGGCAGAAGAACGCUGGCAUCUAUGUGCGCCCACGCCUCUUUUCUCCUUACGUGGAAGAGGCUAAGUCUGUGCUCGAUGAAAUGAUGGUGGAGCAGACAGACCUGGUGCGUUUGCGAUUAGUGCGCAUGUCCAACGUCCCAGACACACUCUACAUGGUGAACAAUGCUGUGCCUCAGUGCUGUCACAUGAUCAGUCACCAGCAAAUGGCGAGCAACUCAACCACAGCUCCAUCGGUCGUGGCGAAUGAGAUUCCAGUGCCUCAGCUGUCGGUGGUAAAGGAGAUGAUCCGAAGGCUCCAGGAACUGAGACACACGGAGCAGGUCCAGAGAGCUUAUGCCCUCAACUGUGGUGAAGGUGCCACUGUCAGCUAUGAGUUGCAGCUGCGGGUGUUGAGGGAGUUUGGCCUGGCAGACGGAGCCACUGAGCUACUGCAGAACCCAUAUAAGUUCUUCCCUGAUGAACGGUUUGGAGAUGAGAGUCCAAUUCUGGCUCUGCGCCAGGUGGGUCGGUGUCGGGUAAACAGCAGCCCAGCCAUGGAUAGCAUGUUCACAGAGCUGGAAGGGGUAGCGGGCUUCCACCCUCCUCUGCCUCCUCCACCUCCCCCAUACCACCCUCCUGCCACACCCAGCCAUGCUCAGCUCAAGGGUGCCUGGCGACCUCGCGUGCCCAUGCCGACCCCCACCCGUUCCUUCUCCUACCCCUGCAACCGCACCCUGAUUCAGCGCCAUGCAGCCACCAAGCAUGGCAGCUCAGACUACUCCUCUGUACCCAGGCCCCAGCCCCCCGACUGCACCAACCCACAGGCUAUGGGCCGAGCAUUGCUUUCAGACCGUCAAGCGAUGAGCAUGGAGCCUGUUAUAAGGGAGUUCAUGCCUGACAUUGCACUUGGUGUCUCGGUCAUGUCCCUGAGGGAGCAGCACAUGGCAGAAAUGGACAGGGAAGGCUCUCACAGCCCAAUGGGCCCCUCAGGCCACCAUCUGCCCCAUGGGCCCUGCCCUUCGAUCCGUCUCAGCCAUGGCCAUGGUCCUGGACAUGGCCACUCCUGCAAGAGACACGCUCCUGAACCCAAGCUGGAGGCUCAAGCCGAGUUUCCUGACCUGUAUGACUUCUCCUGUCGACCUGCUACCCCGACCUCCGCUCACCCUUUGCCCUCCUUUGCAGGACCAGACCUCUACAGUCACAGCUGUAACUCCUCUGGCUCUUACCCCCCCCCAUACAUUUCUGACUCUCAGUCCCAGGGCCACCUGCAGGGACGGACUGCCCCAGACCCACUACGUCUAGAUGUCCUCAGUAUGACCUCCCAGAAGCAUGAUGGAGUCCUUGCCAGCCCCUCUGGGGCCCAGCCUAGAAUGGGACACAUCCAAAGGGGGCGAUCAAAUGAGACGGACCUGACUCAUGGUUUAGGACAUUUACGGUCGCCCAGUGGAAACAUGGACAGCUAUGAGGAGAGGCAUACAGGACCUAGAGAUGCCCCCGAGGAGAUGGUUCUAUCUGGAGAAUCAUCAGGCCUGGGGCCACUCCAGCAGCCUCAUAGGAACAGUGUUAGCGAGGAGAUCACCAGAGACCGCAGGUCACCCAGCAAGCCUGACUACCCUUAUAAGAAAUCUGCACUUUAACCUCAGUUAAGGAGGGGGUUGAGUUAAGAAAAGGGAAAGCGCGAUGAGUGGCUAUCCAUAACAGUGGAUGGCAAAGCACUAAAUGUGUGCCUGUGUGUGUGUGUGUGUGUGUGUGUGUGUGUGUGUGUGUGUGUGUGUGUGUGUCUGAGAGGAGCAGGAAAAAGGGGUGGUCUAUGGUUGCUAUUUAUAGAAUCUGUCCUUUUGUCCUACCUCUAUCACACUGUGCUAUCCAUCACACAGUCAGAGUAUGGAAAGAGAAGAGCUGUAGGUUAAUUGUUGGUGCUUGUAAUUGAUCUCUACAAGCCUGCCUAGUCCUGCUGGUUUAGAGGUUGGCUCGGGCUCUGCUGGGAUGGAUUGGUCUCUUUAGUUUGAUUGUUAACAUAGAGGUUAGCUCUAUACUGUGUGAAUGCCGCAUGAGUUCACAACACUAGAUGUAGCUCAGUUAUGAACUGGUGAUUUAACAAAGACUGUAUUCAUAGGUUCUGUUAUCUCUUGGUUAUGUUCAGCGUAUAAUGGGGAGAUGACAGGAUAGGAAUCUCAGUUUACACAAGUGAACAAUGACACUCAGUGUGGGACAGAGUAUUGUGAUAAAAUAAUAUGUAAAUUUGUCUGACUCAAUUAUUUUCUUCCCAUGAUUUGUAUUCCCAUUUCCUCCUGUAGCAUGCCUAUAGCAACCCAUCUGACUAGUUUCCCCCUCCUGGUUCUGCAGUAAUGAGUAAAGGGCCAAGGCUUGGACACACAAAGCAGGAAUUGGAUCUGACAGGAAGUAGGUCAUCACAGCUCAUCAUUCUCAUGUAACCCAGUCUGAUAAUUGUGUCAGGUUUUAACUAUCACGGCCUCAGAAUGUCUAGCCUAGAGGCAGAAACCUGGUGUUUUCAGACAGGGAGGGGGGCAGGUAUUGCAGGAAGGUUCAUUACUGAGAUACAGUAGGAAAUAUAGAGGCUGUGGCAACUGACAUACAGUGAUCAUGUACUGGGGGUUUGUUUUCUGUUUCGUUUUUUUCCACAGAUGGAACAGGUGUGUGUGCAUGUGUCUGUGUGCGAGGAUAACUUUGAUAUACACAAGUGUUUAGACAAUCUCAGUACUGUACACUCCCAUCUUUAGUCAGGUCUGUUUGUACAUAUCAGAGAGUCUGAGAGUGGCUGUGUGCUAGAGUUCCCUCCUCUGUUUAAUCCAAUAGCAUCAAAUAAUCAAAUCUUAAAGCCUUAAUCAGUGCUUGGAAUAUUAAGUUUUAGCUACGUUUAUUCAAUUAAGUAUGAUGUCAUUUUAUCGCAACCCCUGUUAAUUGCUUAUUUGACUGUUCUGUUCACUACGGGCACAUUCACUGCAAUUUUUCUGGCUGGUAGAGGUGUGGAUUUCACUGAACCCAAAUGCUAAAACCGCGUAUCUACAUCAGGCCUCAGUCUCACCCCCUCAUGGGAAAUCGUAGACCUUCAUAGCCAGGGUCGAUACUGUUAAAGAGUCGCAGCAGAGUCAGAACCCUGCAAGUGCACAUAUAAAAGCCUGUUACAGCUAAUAGCUGGAAUGCAACCUCAUCAUUGCACUGUAGGUGCCACCUGCUUAUAAGCUGAAGGGAAAAGGAACAUGAAUUUCGAACAAAAGGAAUCUCGUAUUGAAGAGAAGCUUGCAAUCGCUGGCUCACACUUUCCAAUGGAAAUUGUAUAUAAUUAAUUGAUUUCCACGUGUUCUGAUGAAUUUCUAACGGUUUCUAUCACAUUUUAGUGGUUGUUGAAGGUUUGUGUUUUUACUGUAGUGGACAACACUGUGUACUUGUCUUUGUCAUGAAAUCUCACAAAGAAUGUGUGGUAUAAAACAAACAUUGUGUCUCAGAAUCUGUUUUGUUCUUAAAUGUUAUGCAUUCAGGCAGUUUGUUCAGUGUUGUAGGUGGUGUGGAUUACCAUGUUUGUAGAGAUGUUUUUCCCAACUAUUUUCCUUUUACUUUUAAAGUAACAGGAAUAUGUAGAGGAUCUGAAGACAUUAGCUCUCAGCUUAGCAGUGAUGAAGUUGCCAAGCAGAAAAAUCAUUUUCCAUCUGGGUUGCUUCAUGGGGAAAAAAUGCAAAACUCCAGAUUCCUCCCCAUGUUCAUGUUGGGUAGUUGUUUUAUUUUCCAGGACAAUGUUCCAUUGAAUAAAAGCCCUUGUUUUGCUCUUUGCUGUAGAGAAGUCAGUGCCUUCCCCCGCCUGCGGCUGGGCUUUUAUUGGAGAAGUGACUUUGAUGUCUAUGCAAGCUCUUUUCUACCAGCUUACCAGCCUGCAUCAAAUAAUUCUCUGAAAUCUCAUGUAGCUCGUUUUGUGUACAUAGUGUUAUCUUAGCACCUUUUUGAAAUUGAACCAUCUGAAAUGUGUUGUGAUUAUAACAGGUACAUUGUACUUGAAUGGUAUCAUAGAAAACAUGUUUGUAGAUUGAUAUUAAGUUGCAUUUAGUUUCACUGAAUCUAUUUUUCUACUGUCACCUCAAAAGGUGCAUAACAGUGGUCAACUUGGGCAUCCUCAAAAUAAACUGGUUUGAUAUUAUGGAAAUCA